CGGUUUUGGUUUAACCAAAAAUCAGAAAGUUGGUUUUUGGUUAAACCGAGCGACCCCUAGCAUUACCAAACACCGACCGGCACCGUCUAACCGAUUGGUCAGUUAUUGAUUACAACCGUGGUUAGCCGAAUUAAAUAAGAAAAUUAAUUAAAUAAAUAAAUAGAAGAAAAGAAACCACUUCACACGUUUCCGUCUUUAUCUUCUUCUUCUCUCCACACCCAAAAAAAAGCGAACGUCUUUUCUUCUCCCCUCUCUCUGCCUUGCCUCCGCUACCCUCCAAGCCUCUUCUUCUCUCCUCUCUCUCCCAGCCAAAACCAAUUGCUUUUUUUCCCUUUUCUUAACCAAACUUAAUUCCCCUCUCUCUCCGUUGUUCUUCUCUUAACUCAUGGACAAAGACCAUUUUUUUCUCCUUCUCUCUUUUGCGGCCGCAGUUCAUCUGCUCGGGGAUGGCGACGACGGAUGGACGGGGAAGAGGAAGGACGGAGGCGGGGGCGGGGGCGCGAGGCGACGCGAUGAGGAAGGGAUCUGGGCGGCGGCGAGGAAGGGAUCUGGACGGGUGCGACGUGACGAGGAAGGAUCUGCAUGGCGGCGAGAAACGGAGGAAGGCGGCGGUCGUGAGGCGACGAGGAAGGGAGAAGGGCGGCGGCCGUGAGGGUUAGGGUGAGGGUCUGAGGGGAUUAUAGGGUUUCAGAGUGGGGUUAAGGGUUUUAUCUGUCUUUUUUUUAGGGAGGGCAAUAUAUGAGGGUUGGUCGGUUUGGGUCAUUUUUAUGGAUAACCGCGGUUAAUAAUCUACGGUUACUCGGUUAUCCGAAACUUCUUAUUCUCCUCUGAGCACCGACCGAAGUAACUUGGCCUCGGUUUUCGAUUAGCCGAAAACCGGUUGGUUCGAUUGUAACCGACGGUUAUCCGCUAACCCGAAAUCGAACUGCCAGCCCUAAAUUAAACUGUAAAUUGGUU
Molecule: messenger RNA, 957 nt
Organism: Linum trigynum
Lineage: Eukaryota; Viridiplantae; Streptophyta; Magnoliopsida; Malpighiales; Linaceae
Source: the annotation of a GenBank genome assembly